This is a messenger RNA of Sphaeroforma arctica JP610, 456 nucleotides long. RefSeq lists its product as hypothetical. The record is from RefSeq and is a predicted model, not a curated record. The coding region runs from base 1 to 456 and encodes 151 amino acids. The transcript has a single exon. NCBI's taxonomy places the organism in Eukaryota, Ichthyosporea, Ichthyophonida.
AUGACGGGACCCAAGCCUAGACCGUUUCCUACGGUGGGUAAGCAAGCCUGUGACCAGCUGCUGAAAUGGUUGAUUGGAGCACUUCGCCGGUUAACAGUGCUACGCAAAAUGGUGGAGACAGCACUUGCCAAAGAACCUGCAUCCGAAGACGAUAAGAAAGUGGAAAUCCAUGUGGAAUUGACCCGUUUACUAUCGGAGGCCCUGUUCUCAAUCGAAACCUUGGACAGGCUUAGACAAUCCUCAGAGUGGAUUUCUGAUCACGAGGGACACUUGAAUGCGCUGAUGCAUGUGCAGGAAGCCACGGAAAAGAUUACUCUCGUUCAAGAGCAACUCCACCAACUCCGUGAAUUGUCACUGGCGGGUAUUGACACAUCUACGCCCCAGGACUCGGACCAGGCGAAAGUGGAUGACGAUUUUUCGGAGCCUCAGGUCGUGCCAACAGUGCAACAACAUUAG